This is a messenger RNA of Morchella importuna, 282 nucleotides long. RefSeq lists its product as uncharacterized. The record is from RefSeq and is a predicted model, not a curated record. Lineage: Eukaryota; Fungi; Ascomycota; Pezizomycetes; Pezizales; Morchellaceae. Bases 1 to 282 code for a protein of 93 amino acids. The transcript has a single exon.
AUGUCCGACACUAUCCACGAGCAAACCAGGCAGGAAAAGAUGUGCGAAUUGGACAGCAAGAUUGCGGAGAUCUUGGUCCUCAACGACCAAUACUGGGCGUCCAUCGACAAGAUCAGCAUCGACUUGCAUGAGGAUGACAAUGAGCUCACCUCGGCUCAGGCAGCCCAGCUGCAGAAAGAACGCAGUUCUCUCUUCAACAAGGUCAUGGACCUCAAACCUCUCAUCAGGAAAUACGAUGAGGAGUUGCGUCUUCUUAAGGCGGAGGCUUCGACCCAGCAGUAG